AUGACUACCCAGGAGGAUGCGCGUUGGAAAUCCAGGCUUCCUUAUUUUCAGAAUAACGAAACAUGGAGCCUGAUAGAUUUUUUACAGUGGAGCAUAGUGUAUGCGAAAGAUUUCGGAAAAAAGGAAGAAGAACACAGGACGUAUAAGAUUUGUUUAGAACAACUUACUCAAAGUCCUCAUUUAUUAAAGUCUCAUGGUAGCAAACCUGUCCAACGGUUGGCAUCACUGUGUUUGAAAUCACUCGAGAAAGAAAAGAAUCUAUCCGUAGUAGGAGCCUUUUGGAAAAACAAAGCCAGCGUUAUGAAAACGCUAAAAAGAGCAUCGACUCUGAAUUCCCAAAAUCUAAUUAACCAAAUGUUGGACUUACACCACGAUUUCAGCGAAGCUCUAUCCAAUACUACGCGAGAAACCAUAGAACCAGCUUUGAAACGGAAGUCAUCUCCCGAUCCAUCCGAAAGAAGAACAAAAAAAGUUGUAAUUAAUCCGAGGAACCAAACAGAAUAUGACAGUGAUGUAAGCGAUACUACAUUAGAAGAUUGGAAUGAAGAAAAGCCUGAGGAAUUUGAUGCGCAUACAGUUACUGCACCCACGAUUGGCCUUUUUUAUAAAGGACAGUCGUAUUGGUCAUCUUAUGAAAUGUCAUUCCAAAAAAUUGCCGAGGAAAGAAAAUGGCACUUGUCUUCAGGAAGAAAUGUGGAAGACGUCCUCUAUGCGUACGCGUCGAAAUUGGAAUAUGAGCAACCAGCACAUUCUUUUAUUAUAGACACAUCAGAUAAUAAUAUCAAAAAUUUAUUUACGAAAACCGAAUGGGAGGAAGUUAUAGGCACUAAUAAGAAAACUGCACCAGCUAUUGACAAGGUUCUUGUAGAGCAUUUACUGAGUUACAAGAAAAAGUCCCCCUUAGAAAUGCGAACACAUAUUAUGAAACCCUGGUUAAACACAACAUAUAAUAAAGAAGAACAUUUUGACUUUCAAUAUAUACAUCAAGUUUUUUCUCAUCUGCUGGACGAAUAUGAGUCAUCGAAGAAUCGAUUGAUGCAACCACAUGCAGAGGGGUGGUAUGCAAUCAAUGUUUGGAGCAUAUUGAUUGAUAAAACAUUCUUAAACAUUCCUGAUAUAGAACUUGUUCGUGGUGAGACGUGUAGCGUUGCAUCAAGCAACCGAAAGAACGAUGACGAGAUGUACAGGAUAAAGGGUCAGAGAAAGGCACUUGGACAUCGUAUUGAUGGUAUUUUUCAAAAUACAGUCAACGACUAUGAAUAUGGAGGAAUUGAAGUCGCGAAAACGUGUCAAGGCCCACAUGAUAGGAAAUAUUUAGGCAACUCCUUGAAACUCACGAAACUCCUGAAAGAUAUAUUCCAUCAACAAUCAAGUAUUGUUGACUAUGAUGAAACGGUAGUUAAAAAAAUAGAGAUGGUUGGCUUGUUACAUUCACGCCUUCAGUUGCAACAGUUCCUGAUGGAUUUCGGAGGUGGUUCGUGUUUGCGCCUCAGAAAAGAAACAACUAGAAAUAUUCCUCUGCAUCUUGGUGACGUAAUGGAGCUUAUUAGCACAGUUAUAUCUAUUCUUCAAGCAAAACUCCGAAUCCAACGUUGUAUUGGAGUGUUAAAAAACGAACCUGAGGAUGAAUUAUUCUUACAUGAAAUUACCCAACCUUCUUCGCGUCCUUCUACUCCACCUAGAACUGUACACCUUGCCUGA
Molecule: messenger RNA, 1701 nt
Organism: Scutellospora calospora
Lineage: Eukaryota; Fungi; Glomeromycota; Glomeromycetes; Diversisporales; Gigasporaceae
Source: the annotation of a GenBank genome assembly